AUAAACGUAGUUUUAGCGCCGUAGUCGCUUGGCAAACACUCCGCCAAGUGUGUUUCAGUUUCUAUUGUCAGAACGAUACAUUUUUGUUCUUGUGUAAACACGGUAGUAUUCCUACAGCGACAUGAAUUGUGUCGAUCGGUAUCUUCUUUGCUUAGCCAUAUCGUGCAGUUUUCUGUUUUAUAAUGCACAAUUACUGGAGAGUGCGCCUCUGAUCGGUGGCGAGAAGGCCAGCUCCAGUGCCGAGGAGAUCAGGUACCUGGUAUCCUUGCAGACUCGGGACACCGAGCACUUUUGCGGCGGGAGUAUAAUCGGUGACCGAUUCAUCCUCACGGCAGCUCACUGCGUCGUCGACGGUGGCAACGAGUUCGAGGACAAACCGAUCCGCAUCGUGGCUGGGACUAACGAUCUACGGGACGAGGACAGGGAGCCACUCGUCAUCGACGUCGAAAAAAUCUAUGUGCCCGGAAACUAUAACGAUUCCGAGUGGGCGACGUCCAUACCGUCGAGCGACAUUGCUGUGCUGAAGUUGAAUCAGAGCUUGAAUCUGCGCUACAAUCCACGAUUGAAGAAGCUACGCCUACCUCGUCUAAACCGUCGUCACAAGGGCAACUACCGAUCUUACGAGGGCGAGGACUGUGUGAUAGCCGGUUUUGGCUGGAACAAGGUCAAAGUAAAGACCCACCGCAAGAACAAAACCGAGUACGAGGUCGGCUCGUCAACGGAUCGGUUGUUCCGUGCCAGCGCCAAAGUGAUCGGUAACGCCGAGUGCCAGGACUACUACGUCAAUCCGAUCGGCGAUAGCGAACUCUGUGCCAGAGUCGACGAACACAACGACGACACGCCUCAGGGAGUCUGUCGAGGGGACAGCGGUGGACCUUUGGUGUACAAGUCUAAUACGAUAAUUGGCGUCGUCAGUGGGAUCUCUAUUGGGUGUAAUGAGAACAACGAGCCCGGGAUUUACUGCAGAGUCUCGGCUUACAUUGAGUUUAUUAAAAACGCGAUGAAGGAUGUUACCGAUGGCAUGCGCGUUAAGACAUUUGAGGAUUGAAAUGUUAAAAUUUUUUGUAGAAUUCUGUUAUAGAUUUGAUAAUACAACUAAGAUAACGAUUUGAUAA
Molecule: messenger RNA, 1115 nt
Organism: Nasonia vitripennis (jewel wasp)
Lineage: Eukaryota; Metazoa; Arthropoda; Insecta; Hymenoptera; Pteromalidae
Product: trypsin-1-like
Exons: 4
Coding region: 122-1048 (308 amino acids)
Biological process (GO): proteolysis
Molecular function (GO): serine-type endopeptidase activity
Source: RefSeq, a predicted model, not a curated record